AUGGAAAUCGAAAGAAUACCAAAUGUCUUGGAAUAAAGACAAAAUGAAGUUUUUAAGUAUUGCAAUAUUUAUUGCGACUAUUGGCUUGGCGUUUGCCACACCACUGCCACAGUCAAAACCAGGGGCAAGUGCAGGGGGUGCAGCUGGUGCAGAUGGUAUGCCGAUUCAAUGGUUAAUGAAUGCUAUGCCCAGAAGUGGGCUGGCUGGUAUGGCCGACAACAUUGGUGCUGGAUUGGCAAAUUUUGGAAACGGGCAAGGUUCAGCCUUUGACGCUAUGCUCUCUGGAUUAUUUAGUGCAGUCGGUAACCUUUUAAGUGGCAUUCUUGGAUCUGGAGCUGUUAACACAGCAUUCCUCAACUACAACAAUCGACCACCACCUGAUACGGGCGCGCCAACAACUCCGAAACCUGCUGCUGGUGGAGGUGGCGGUGGGGAUGAUGGUGGCGGUGGCGAUGGUUAAUUCAAUUUUCCAUUGAAAUAUUUAUUUGUAAAUUGUGUUAUUUAUUCUUCUUAAUGUUUCAUACUCUUUUGCUUUAUCAUAAUAAAAAUAAUAGUCUGAAAUAAAAAAUCAAGAAUUCA
Messenger RNA from Contarinia nasturtii (swede midge), 579 nucleotides. RefSeq lists its product as uncharacterized. Bases 23 to 460 code for a protein of 145 amino acids. The transcript is spliced from 4 exons. Lineage: Eukaryota; Metazoa; Arthropoda; Insecta; Diptera; Cecidomyiidae. The record is from RefSeq and is a predicted model, not a curated record.